Molecule: messenger RNA, 5051 nt
Organism: Colletes gigas
Lineage: Eukaryota; Metazoa; Arthropoda; Insecta; Hymenoptera; Colletidae
Gene: MESK2
Product: protein NDRG3
Exons: 10
Coding region: 525-1949 (474 amino acids)
Biological process (GO): signal transduction
Cellular component (GO): cytoplasm
Source: RefSeq, a predicted model, not a curated record
UCGGGCCAAUAGUAAUCGUGCGGUGGCUUUGAGAACACGGGUACGGUGUCUCGUUAGUCUCGUCGUGGUGCGUUUCCAGACAUCACGUCGGAGUAAAGAAGGGCGAAGCGAGUAAAGGAGAAAAAGCAACGGAACCGACGUUCGGAAAAAUCGAAACGUUCGUCGUCCGUUCUCGAGGGAAUUUGAAAAACAGACGAGCGGGAAGGUCCGAAACAGGAUCGCCAGCGCCUCGUACUCGUCUAACGCGUCUCUGUUUCCGGUGCUAUCGUGUCCAAACGCCGCGGAGAAGCUGCAACUCUUCUUCGGUACCAGGAUUCCGCAGCGGGAGCCGCGCAAGACGAGCAACGCCAACAACCGGGGCCAGCAACGAGGACGCGGUGCCCGGAACACGUUUGGCGAAGAAACGCGUUAGAGGUAGAUCCGCCGCCAACGGUGGACGGGCAUCCUCGGCGAAGGCGUUCGAAUAGGUCGUCUCAGUGGGUAGGCUUCAUCGUGGGCGAGCAAGAGCAACCGGAAACUCCGCCAUGCCGGCAGGUAUUGGCGCUUCGUACAGGUCGUUAGGCGACCUGGGCGAAGACGUGUACAAAAGCACGACGAUCGUCGACCAGACACAGACCACCGGACAGAGCGUCCUCGAGAGUGUCAAGAAGGCUUUCAGUUUCGCCUCGCCCAAGGUCGAGCUCAGGAAAAAGGACCCGCUGAUCGAGGACCGUCGUGAGAGCGUCUCGAUCGUCUCAAGGGAAAGAAACAGGAUGCCGAGUGCCGCCACAGCCGAGGAAUCAGCACUUUUGGGCACGAUGCCCUCAGAUAGUAUGGACGACAUCGAGUUGAAAAAUAUUCAACUCCAAUUUCCCGCUCUAAGAUAUUUGACGAGAGAUGACAAUUCCGUGCGGGAGGAGAGGGUGGAAACUGACAAAGGAUAUCUGGUGGUGGGUGUACAGGGAAACCGGUCGAAACCUGCCAUACUUACUUAUCACGACUUAGGCCUUAACUAUAUACCGAGCUUCCAGGCAUUCUUCAAUUACAUCGAUAUGCGAGUGUUACUCGAAAACUUUUGCGUUUAUCACGUGAACGCACCAGGUCAAGAGGACGGUGCAUCAACGCUACCCGAAGAUUACGUUUAUCCGUCCAUGGACGAACUGGCAGAGCAGCUGCUCUUCGUCUUGGGCCACUUUGGCCUGAAGUCCGUAAUCGGUUUUGGAGUCGGCGCUGGAGCUAACAUACUAGCCAGAUUCGCGCUCGCUCAUCCCGAGAACGUGAACGCUCUUUGCUUGAUAAACUGCGUAUCGACGCAGGCAGGUUGGAUCGAGUGGGCUUAUCAGAAGAUGAACGUUCGUCACCUGAGAUCGCAGGGCAUGACUCAGGGCGUGCUGGACUACCUAAUGUGGCAUCACUUUGGCAGGGGCACGGAGGACAGAAACCACGACCUCGUUCAGGUGUACAAAAACUACUUCGAGCGUCACGUGAAUCCAACGAACCUGGCGCUAUUAAUCGACAGCUACGUCCGCCGUACCGAUCUCAAUAUCACGAGGGAAUUAGACCCGAUACGUAAAAAGGAAGGUGUUACGCUCGGCGUGCCUGUCAUGAACAUCACCGGAGCUCUUAGCCCGCAUGUCGACGACACCGUGACGUUAAACGGAAGAUUAGAUCCGACGAACAGCUCGUGGAUGAAGAUUUCUGAUUGCGGAAUGGUUCUGGAGGAGCAACCGGGCAAAGUAAGCGAGGCCUUUCGACUGUUUCUGCAGGGCGAAGGAUAUGUGGUGAAAUCCCCGCGGAAGCCCGUGACGCCGACAACACCCGAAGUGGCACCGCUCUCACCACUGAAAAUGGCUGACUACAGACUGGCUUCCCUCGAAGAGCUGAACCAUCUUUGCAUUAAGAAACUCGACCGGCCCACCGCGACUAUACACAUCACCGAGAAUCCCAUAUCGGAGGCGGUCGUUUGCUAAAUUCUCGUUUAUAAAUUUCACCAUUGCCAUUUGAUUGUUCUCGAACGACUUAAAAACGCAAGAACUAAAUGCACCACUCGAGUCGAACGUUGGUUUUCUCCAAGGUUUCGUCGGGGCAACGAUCGACGUGGCACUAACAUUUUAAUUUCUUUCUCAAACUAGCAUUCGCGUUUAAUUUUAAUUUACACGUUAACAUUACUUCUAUCGAAUCGUUCUGACAUUUCUUUUUAUUUAUGAUAACCGUUAAGACCUUCGGAAGAGAUAUUCAUUCCUUUAAAGGUACGAUAUUCUUUCGUAGCAAUUAGUUUAGUAAGUUUCUUUUUUUUUUCUUUUACAUUAAGGAUGCAUCGAGAGUUCUUAACCAUUUCUUUCCAUGUACAAGAAGCGUUUUAUCGAUUGGAUAACGUUCGAUCGAGACCGAAAUAUCUUUUACGAGACUUUUAAACGUUGAGUAAAAUUUUCAUAACACGGAUUCACUUUUAAAACUAAACGUAAAACCUUUUUGCGAUAACUUGACAAUUUUUACAGUUGUUAUCUAUGGGAUCUUUGUUCAGCGGAACAGCGUAUUUUUUUAAAGUUUCAACGAACAUACAAACCACCGUCGCCGACGGACGUUUUAAUAACAAAAUUCGAGAUUAGGGACGUGCAAUUACAAAUUGUCUUCGACGCGUCGAAAAUCCGACAAACAAAACCAUCGCAUUCAUCGAUACGCGCGGUUCUGAUUAUCGUGCUGAACGUCAGAGACAACGAAAAUCAUGAUUUUACAUAAACGCGACUUUUACAAAAAACACAAAGGGAAAAAAAAGAACGGUCUGUGACGUACCUAUACAUUAAACGGAAAGGAGGCCGAGGAUCUCGACCUCGAACGCAACGCGAAACGAAUUUGUUCUUGGAUGAUAUCAACCACAUGGCCUGGUGAUCGAACUGUUCGAUCGAGGAUUCUAAACGAAUAUUAGUAACGAAGAGAAAAAAAAAAAAAACGGUGUUUGCGACGAGACGAACAAUGUUUGGCGGCACUGCAUCGUAGAGAAGCACGCACUAAUGCUUUCCGUGUUCAUAAGAGAAACGAAAAAAAAUGAAAAAAACGAAUAGUAGGUGCAAUUUUAGGGGGUUACGUUCGUGAAAAGACGUCCGCGACUUCGAGCAACGAAUCACGACGAUCGCGCGAUGUCUUUUCGCAAAGAAUUAUCGAACUCGUCCACCAAGAUUCCCCGAGGAUCAACGGGUCUCGAAUUUAUCGAAUUCGUGGGCCCGACCUUUGCUCGCGAUUAAUCGAUGAAUCGACGAGGCACGUUACACGGCGAUGACCGGACACAAAACGUAGACGCAACAGCAAGAUAACAAGGUAGGUAUCGGCAUUAGAUGCGUCAAAGUAUCUUCGAUGACUUCGCUUGUUCGUUAUCCGCAGAAGUUUAACGGUGAAUGCAAAAAAAAAAGAAAAAAAAAAGCCUAAUGCAGCCGGCUGCGACGAGCAGCCAUCCGUGUUCUCUCGAUAAGAAACUUCUCGUAGGCCUGCACGUGUGAUAUGUGCUUCGCGUUAACAGGAGAGGGGGUGGUGGAACUCGUUCGGGGAUAAUCGCGCGUUACCAAGUCCUCGAACGAGCCAAGUCCCCUGUGAAACGUUUCUUCCUCCAGCAACGGGAAGGAACGCUGGUUCAUUUGUUUGCGCUCGCGCACCGUUCGCACCCUUUCCUUAGUUCGAGGCGUUUAGAAAUAAUUAGAGGAGAGAAUACGUGCGUGCGAACCUGUGGGGAGGAGAAAAAGGAGAAACGAAUGUAUGAGAGCAUGCGUCUGCGAGAAUAACGUAGGAACGAGGGUACGUAGAUAGUCGUUAAAAGAAACGAAGAACGCAAAGAUUGUGGAGUAUCUCGGUCCCGUACCUCAAUACUAUUCUACCGGGCUUCUUAAAGCCUUUAGCGUGAUAUGAUAAGACGUGCCUGCUACAUGAUGUCGUACGUAGCUUUCGAAAAUUUCACCGCCUUUAGUUUUCUAUACGAUUCCCGUACGUCCUGGAUUCUCCCUCUUUUCGCGCGUCCUUUAGAACGAAGCGUGCAAUACGCUACAUUCAUGGUAAUAAUCGCCACUAAAUUCCAACCGAGAACUUCUGCGGGACAGAAACGCGCGACGAAAAUUGCUCACCUGCGCCCAUUUGUUCCACAAUUUUGUCCGUGAUAUUUUUUUCCAAAACCACGACUCCAACGUUCCGAUCGGAGAGCCGUCGAAUUUAUUUGAAGCUACGCGUGACGGUAAAAUUUUUGGCAAACGUAGUACGGCAUUUACAACCAUCAAUGGCGUGUACUGUGCACGUCGCGAGAAGACGAUAUCCUUUUUCGGUCAAUGGACAAACAAGAACAAUAAUAACGAUAGCCGAUCGAAGGGAAAAAGGAGAUGCGCGAAAACACGACGAAAGUCAAGCCGAAGGACGUAUCGCGGGACGAAGGAUUAAUCGUUUCAUGUAAAAGAGAGUUUAUAAAAGAGCGAAUAUAUUAUAGAUGUAUACCUAUGACGCGUUAUUUAGACAAUGGCGAAUUGAGACAGACGUAGUCGACAGCUUAGUAUUAGAAAUUUGAGGCCCGAUUCCGGAGGAUUGAAGGGAUGCACGCAUUAAUCAUUGCUAACGCGAGCGCUAUACGAGCAAUGUAGCUUUUAAGGACCACCGACACACCCACCAUUAACCCCUUCGUUUCCACGUCGCUCUUGGUACCGCAUUAUAGAAACAUUCAAGAACGGAUUAGAUCCACAACUUCAAAUCCCGCACGAUUUUCCCAUUAAUUAUAUUUGAUUAAACAUAUCGUGGCGAAGUGUGAUACCAGUAUAUGUAUAUUGUAUAACCGUUAAACGAUCUAAUCGUGAUCUCUAAUCUUUCAUUGAAGAUUUUUCACGGGGACGCAUAUCAUUAAUGCUAAUUUACAAAUUAUGUAUGUUAUAAUUGUUGUGAAAUUAAAAAUUAUUGAGGUUCGAUCCGCGAGUUAUCGGCGUCUACGAUUUAAUUGAGAUGCUAACGGUGAUUGAAUGUCUAUAUAAAGCUCGAACGGGGUGAGAAACCGACGUCGUUAUUGGUUACGAAGGGUUUAAACAAAAAAAAAAUUCAUUUGCACACGA